AUGGCUCACCUCCAAUUCGACAACAAGCGUCACUACCCGACCAACAUCGAGCACUCCCCAAUGGACGCAUCACUGACGCCAGUGAGCACCCACAACGGCACGUUUCAGGACCAGCUUGCGUGUACUUCAUAUGCCGAGCCACAUUAUCAACCGUCCCCUUGUGUGGGCAUCGUCGAACCAUUCCCUCAGGCCCCUCAUGGUCUCGGUCUCUUCAUCGACACCCACGAUGCCCUGGUCCCUACUGUCCACCCUCCAACACCGAUAUCAGCAAACCCUUGGAACGCGACCGAUCUAUCGAGCCCACUGAACGAUCAGCAGCGCCUCGACUUCUACCUCCAGGUUUCAGGUCCCCCGUCGACAUGGGAGGCCACACCAGUCGUUGACUGCAGUCAGCUACAGGCUGGGGUGUUCACACCAUGUUCCAACUAUCGAACGAACAGGUCGCAUCGAUCCUCCAUCUCCUCCACCUACUCCAGUACGGACAGCAUCCUCACUUGCUCUCGAGGAUCGCCGCUCCCUAACCCCGUGAAGAUUGAAAACGUCGAGAACUGGCAGCUAACGACUCCGGAGUUUCCCUCUACUCCUCAAGGACGGAACCUUGUCCCUUCAAAGGUCAACCCGCCGUUCAUUCCUCACUCCGCGCCACAUUCGGCGCAUGUAUUUUCGUACGUCAGUCCUGUCGCGUUGCAGGAGAUGCGCCCGCAUUCAGACUGCGCAACCGAUCCGUUCUACUGGCAGAAUCGUCGGUGGAGUGACUCGUAUUCUGCGGAACGAAUCAAGGCGGAAGCACUCCACGCCGUUGCGCGGACUCGAAAAAAGAGAAGACACACCACCCAGGCGGAGUCGAAGUUUUCAUGCGAUCAAUGCGGGAAAUUCUUCAAGCGGAAGCACAACUUUACUUCUCACUGCAAUACCAGGCAUAACAAAGACACUGUCGGGCUCCGGCCGUUUCCUUGCAAUGCGUGCGAUCGAGCAUUCAAGAGGAAAGCGGAUCUUGAGCGACACAGGACGAACGUCCACAUCAAAUCUCUCGAGCAUAAGCAUGUCGAGAACGGGGGCUGCAAGACACUCAACGAUCUUGAACGGCAGCAGAGCAUCAGCGCAAGCCCUCUACCACCAACGCCAAUGUUCUAAGCGAACGACAGCAAUUUCGAAAUGCAAAUUCUAACCAUUAUCCAAUCCGGAAUGGAAGCAUUUACAAUCACCAACAUUUAGAUUUUUGUCGGUAACGAAUCACGAGCCGAUACACAUGAAAAAGGAUGUGCAUCAAAGUUGAACCCGAGUCGGAGGCCGCUACGGAC
Molecule: messenger RNA, 1301 nt
Organism: Eremomyces bilateralis CBS 781.70
Lineage: Eukaryota; Fungi; Ascomycota; Dothideomycetes; Eremomycetales; Eremomycetaceae
Exons: 3
Coding region: 1-1134 (377 amino acids)
Source: RefSeq, a predicted model, not a curated record